AUGUCUAUAGUGGUAGCGAAAUCCCGCGGCUGCGAAGACGACAACCAGGAUGACCCAGGUGAAUCUGACAUUCCAGAGCCUGACCCGGAUCUUCCUCUGGUCCCGCCGGCAGCCGAACCCAUACCUCUUCUUCCCACUACUCCGGCCCCUGUUCCUAGGAUGGAAACUUCAAGGUUGUCAUCACUCUUCCGGAAGGCUCACACUUCGAUGCCCCCGACCGAGCGUCCACACCCAGCAAUGACUAUCCCCUUCAAAACGCCAGUCCUAGCAAUGCCAUUGGAGACUCCUGUCUUCCCCAAGGACCCUAAAGCAGCGCUACUACAAUAAGGGCUGCACAGGAUUUUGGGCUUCAUUCGUCAUGGCCAUCGAUGCGAUAAAAGCGUUCAAGCGACUAAUUCUCAUCGCAUCAUCUGCCGAGAAGCGUCACACACCAGCGAUUACGUAGUGUCAGAUGCUUAGCCAUAU
Molecule: messenger RNA, 465 nt
Organism: Bipolaris maydis ATCC 48331
Lineage: Eukaryota; Fungi; Ascomycota; Dothideomycetes; Pleosporales; Pleosporaceae
Source: RefSeq, a predicted model, not a curated record